CCACCGCCACCCAACACACCCACCCAUAGUCGAAUUCAUGAAGAAUCUCCUCCGUCUCCCUCCGCUUUCCUCCACCCGCCCCACCAACCUCACAGUUUUUCCCGUCAUCUCCACCUUUUUCGCCACCUCCGCCACCGCCGUCACCGAACCCGAGCCUCCGGUCGACAAAGAAGACUUCCCGUCCUCCCCCAUCAUCCAGGAAAAGGACUUACUCCGGAAAAGCUUCAAAUUCCAAUCCGGCCUCCAUGUUCUCGACCUCAUCGACGCCGGCUCCCUCGAACCCACCGCUGCUAUCUACACCCAGCUCCUAAAGAAAUGCACCCAGUUGAAGCGACUUAAUGAAGGGCGGCUCGUUCACGCCCAUUUUCUUACUUCCAGAUUCAAAGAUGACCUCUUUUUCCACAACUCCAUCAUCAAUUUGUACAGCAAAUGUGGCAGCCUGGAAGACGCACGGAACGCGUUCGACGAAAUGCGGGUGAAAGAUAUGGUUACCUGGACUGCUCUGAUCACGGGCUACUCCCAAAAUGAUCGCCCGAAGGAGGCACUUACACUGUUUCCGAGAAUGCUUCGACUCGGUUUGAAACCGAACGGAUUCACCUUUGCAAGCCUCUUGAAGGCUUGUGGGGCAGCUACCCCUGGUGAUGAAUCCUGCGAACAAAUACAUGCUGCUUGCAUCAAGUAUGGUUGUCAAUCGGAUGUUUACGUGGGAAGCUCUCUUCUGGAUAUGUAUGCUCGCCAUGGAAAGAUGGAUGAAGCUUGUUUGGUCUUUGAUAGAUUGGAUUCGAAGAAUGAGGUUUCAUGGAAUGCAUUGAUUGCUGGGUAUGCAAGGAAAGAAAAUGGUGAGAUCGCUCUCAAGCAGUUCUGGGAGAUGCAAAGGAGUGGUUUUGAAGCGACCCAUUUUACUUACUCUAGUGUCUUUAGUGCUUGCGCUAGUAUUGGAGCUUUGGAGCAAGGGAAGUGGGUGCAUGCCCAUAUGAUAAAAUCCGGGCAGAAGCUGACAGCUUUUGUUGGGAAUACUCUUCUGGACAUGUAUGCGAAAUCAGGCAGCAUCAAGGAUGCGAGAAAAGUAUUUGAGCGCUUGGAUAAAAGAGACAUUGUUUCAUGGAAUUCAAUGCUUACCGGGUGCGCACAACAUGGACACGGUAAGGAAACAGUUUGCCUUUUUGAGGAGAUGCGUAGACUUGGAGUGCAACCGAAUCAUAUUACUUUCCUUUGUGUUCUUACUGCCUGCAGUCAUGGAGGGUUGGUGAGUGAAGGCCGGCACUACUUUGAAUUGAUGAAGAAGUAUAAGUUGGAACCAGAGGUUGAGCAUUUUGUGACCAUUGUUGAUCUUCUUGGCCGAGCUGGGCUUCUUGAUCAAGCCCUUGAGUUUAUAAAUGACAUGCCCAUUCAACCAACCGCUGCUGUUUGGGGAGCUUUGCUUGGAGCUUGUAGAAUGCACAAGAAUGCUGAACUGGGAAAAUUUGCUGCCGAACGUGUGUUUGAACUCGACCCACAUGAUGCUGGCCCACAUGUGUUGCUUUAUAACAUCUAUGCUUCGGCUGGUAGAUGGGAUGAUGCAGCUAAAGUAAGAAGAAUGAUGAAAGAGAGCGGGGUGAAGAAAGAGCCUGCUUGUAGCUGGGUCGAGAUAGAGAACUUGGUCCACAUGUUUGUUGCAAAUGAUGAUUCCCACCCACAAAUUAAAGAGAUACAUAGGAUGUGGGAGAAGAUUGAUGGGAAGAUUAAGGAAGCAGGAUAUGUACCAGAUACAAAUCAUGUGCUUUUGUAUGUGGAUGAUCAAGAGAGAGAAGCAAAAUUGCAGUACCACAGUGAGAAGGUUGCUCUUGCAUUUGCGCUACUAAACAUGCCACCAGGGGCAACCAUUCGUAUCAUGAAGAAUAUAAGGAUGUGUGGAGAUUGUCAUUCUGCAAUUAAACAUGUUUCUAAAGUAAUGGGGAGGGAGAUUGUUGUGAGAGACACAAACAGGUUCCAUCAUUUCAGUGGUGGGUCUUGUUCAUGUGGUGAUUAUUGGUGAUAUAGUCAUACUUAUUUAUUAGGAUUUUAGUUCAACAGAUACAUGAGAUGCUUGUCAGGUGUCAAUUAGUCGAGGAAAAAUGCUGUUGUUGAGCUCACUGAAUGAUGGAGUGGGUGCAUCAGUAACCAGAGAAUAGGGAGGAACACUGAUUGUAAGCUCAGUGUCGUAGAUCUGAGAGCAUCUCAAGUUCUCAACCGAGAAGCCUAGCCCCUCAGGGUAUUUAUUUGGUUUUUCUGAUUGUUGCAUUCUUUCUGAAUCAAAACAUGUUGGUUAUAAAGGUUCUUUGCAUAAAUCAUUUACAGAACUUGGUCCAUAACUUCUGAGAAUGAUGAUCCACUUUUUGGAGAGAAAAUGCAGCAGAGGUGGGCUGAUCUGGAUUCUGUACUGUGUUUUGGUUCUUUUGGAGGUGUCCUCUAAUCCCUGUUUCAAUGGAACUCAAAUAAUGAGCUUGAGAUCUGGUGGGUUGAGGUAACGGGUUGAGUCCUCCGAAGAUGUAUAACAUGAUACAAUUAUCAUGGAGUCUAAAAGAUUCGAUUGCAAGGAGGCUAGCUGAUGAUCUGGAGAAACGUCCCUAUGAAUAAAUCGGGAAGCAAAGUUACCCCUUUUUUUAAUUUUAUUUUUAGGUGUGAGAUAACUGUUAGCUAGCUUCAGUGUGAAUUAAAGAUUGUACAAUAUGAUUGCUUGACACUGAAGCUUUAUUUGUGAUGCAUCGUUCCGGUUCGUGGAAUAUGUGAACUCGCACCAAUUUUUCAAGCUCAAUGUUGCUCUAUGGCUUACGCA
Messenger RNA from Elaeis guineensis (African oil palm), 2794 nucleotides. Its product is annotated as pentatricopeptide repeat-containing protein At3g24000, mitochondrial. Lineage: Eukaryota; Viridiplantae; Streptophyta; Magnoliopsida; Arecales; Arecaceae. Gene Ontology annotation, cellular component: intracellular membrane-bounded organelle. Gene Ontology annotation, molecular function: RNA binding; protein binding; zinc ion binding. Gene Ontology annotation, biological process: RNA modification. The record is from RefSeq and is a predicted model, not a curated record.